UGUACUGCGAUGUGAUGCUGGAAGUGUUUGCACUUGUGUCAUCUGUAGGUUGUUGGCAUAAAAUCGAUGGUGAUGAGGCCUGUUCUGCUCAGAGUGUAUCUAUAAAAGGAGAGUCGCAGGUCAGGGCUUCUAAGACAGCUCCAGCCACCCAGAAGAUCCCUCUGUGUAAGCAGUGUUUCUCUGUGUUAAAAGGUAUUUUGCACCUGAGUGGGUCACAUGCAGCAGACUUUGAGCAGAAAGCCUUCUGUAGUGAUGCAUGUGUUGGAGACUCCUGUUCCUGUGCAAACCCUCAUGAGCAACAGAGGAAUGGAUGUGGAGAGGAGCCCUGGAAACAAGGUAUGGACAGGGCCUCCUCAGUGAGUAGGUCCAAUUUCUUAUCGUUGGUGCCUUCCAUCAGCAGGAAGGUUGGGAAAGACUUGCUGUACAACUCAGAGCUACUCCGGCACCAGGCCACUCUCAACACUGAGCAGUGAGUGACAGGGGAAAGUCCCAAUACUGUGGCAGU
Messenger RNA from Myotis lucifugus (little brown bat), 505 nucleotides. RefSeq names its product zinc finger protein 416-like. The record is from RefSeq and is a predicted model, not a curated record. Lineage: Eukaryota; Metazoa; Chordata; Mammalia; Chiroptera; Vespertilionidae. The coding region runs from base 15 to 473 and encodes 152 amino acids. The transcript is spliced from 2 exons.